AUGCCGGAUGAGCUGACCGAACCCGGGCGCGCCACGCCAGCCCGCGCCUCUUCCUUCCUCAUCGAGAACCUGCUGGCAGCCGAGGCCAAGGGUGCGGGGCGUGCAACCCAGGGCGAUGGCGUCCGCGAGGAGGAGGAAGACGACGAGGACCCCGAGGAUGAGGACCCAGAGCAGGCACGGCAGCGACGGCUGCAGAGGCGGCGACAGCUACGCGCGGGCAGCGGGGAGGCGAGGGCGCGGGCGCUGGGCCUCGGGCCCCGGCCACCUCCCGGGCCCGGGCCGCCCUUUGCGCUCGGCUGCGGAGGCACGACGCGGUGGUACCCACGGGCCCAUGGCGGCUACGGAGGUGGCCUGAGUCCUGACACAAGCGACCGGGACUCUCCGGAGGCCUGCGAGGAGAUGGGUCGCGCAGAGACUUCCUGGCCGCGGUGUCCCGGGCCGGGAGCCUUGCCGCGGGAGGCGACGACACAGGGCCCAGCUGCCGGCGGGGAGGAGGCGGCGGAGCUGGCAGAGGCCCCGGCGGCAGCGGCUGCUGCGGCAGGGGAGGCGCGCGGUGGCCGCAAGAAGAAGACGCGCACGGUUUUCUCGCGCAGUCAGGUCUUCCAACUCGAGUCUACCUUCGACCUGAAGCGCUACCUGAGCAGCGCGGAGCGGGCAGGCCUCGCUGCCUCGCUACAGCUCACCGAGACGCAGGUCAAGAUCUGGUUCCAGAACCGUCGCAACAAGUGGAAGCGGCAGCUGGCGGCGGAGCUGGAGGCGGCCAGCCUGUCCCCUCCGAGCGCGCAGCGUCUGGUCCGCGUGCCGGUGCUCUAUCACGAGAGUCCCCCGGCCGCCGCGGGACCCGCACUACCCUUCCCGCUGGCACCGCCCGCACCCGCUCCGCCGCCGCCGCUGCUCGGUUUCUCGGGCGCACUGGCUUACCCGCUGGCCGCCUUCCCCGCUGCUGCCUCGGUGCCCUUCCUGCGCGCGCAGAUGCCGGGGCUGGUGUGA
Molecule: messenger RNA, 990 nt
Organism: Chionomys nivalis (European snow vole)
Lineage: Eukaryota; Metazoa; Chordata; Mammalia; Rodentia; Cricetidae
Gene: Hmx1
Product: H6 family homeobox 1
Exons: 2
Coding region: 1-990 (329 amino acids)
Biological process (GO): negative regulation of DNA-templated transcription; regulation of transcription by RNA polymerase II
Cellular component (GO): nucleus
Molecular function (GO): RNA polymerase II transcription regulatory region sequence-specific DNA binding; DNA-binding transcription factor activity, RNA polymerase II-specific
Source: RefSeq, a predicted model, not a curated record